AUAUAUACCUUGCAGACUAGAUGUAAGAAAAUGUAGAGACGAUAUUGGCGAAGGGAUAUGAAUUAAGGAAUAUGUUGAAGCAGGUCAAGCCAGGAGAAAUAGUUGCUCUAAAUGGAAUGAUGCUUGAACGGAACACUCCAUUGCUCGUAAAAAAAACAGGCCCAAAUAUUGUGGUUGAGAACUAUGAGUUUACUGCAAAUCGUCUUAGUGGCUUGGUAGCAGCUUAUGCAUUUGAGUACAGACAUAGAUUUCCAAAUCUGACAUCAACUGAAGCCCAAUUAUUGGGAUUAACUUGGGACAAUGGAAACAUGCAAAAAUGUAGACUGUAUUUAUCAGCUGUAAGCGGCACAGAACACUUUUAUGAUCAAUUCCAAUUUUGGCCUCUCGUGUGUGCUCUGCGUAAACUCCACAAAAACAAAAUCACAAAGGAACCCAUAAUUAAAAUGGCUAAAAUAAAAAAUCCAAGUGGCAUAAGAAUGGUUCAAGAUAUGAUGGACAACUUUUCUGAGGUUCAGAAGCAAUGGAUGGCGUUUCCAUCAGGGUCAGUACAGGAUUUAGUAAAAUUACUGGAAUUAAGUCCUCCAGAGUUGAAAGUUUUGUUUUCCAAGAACUCUUGAAAAUGUAAGGCUUGUAUGCCAUUAUUUUUUAAACUUUACGACUCUCCUUUCAAUUGAUACUCUACUUGAUGGAAAGGAUUUUAUAUUUGUGACAGUUAUAAUAUAUUGUAAUCAGUUUUCAAUUAUAUUCUUAUUCUACAAACUUUGUCAUUAGUAUUACACAUAGUUUGUUGAACUUCUUAUCAUUAAAAAUAAUUCAUUUGUUUA
Molecule: messenger RNA, 824 nt
Organism: Danaus plexippus (monarch butterfly)
Lineage: Eukaryota; Metazoa; Arthropoda; Insecta; Lepidoptera; Nymphalidae
Exons: 2
Coding region: 72-617 (181 amino acids)
Cellular component (GO): viral nucleocapsid
Source: RefSeq, a predicted model, not a curated record